CAUUCUCUUCGUCCUAUCCUAUCCCUAUCCCUAUCCCUAUCCCUAUCGAAUAUCCUAUUCCCAUUCCCAUUCCAUCCCAUUUCAUCCCAUUUCACCCCAUCCCAUUCCCUCCUAUCCUAUCCCAUCCUGUCCGACCUGUCCUAUCCUAUCCUGUCUCGUUCCGCUUCGUUUCGUUUCGAUUCGUCUCGUCUCGUCUUGUCCUGUUCUGUCUGCUUCUUUCCUGUCCGGGUCCUCGUUCACACGCACGCACACACACACGCACCCACACACCCACGCACGCUUGCUCGCCUGCAGGCAAACCAAGUCUUCUUUCUUCGGUGCGACAAGCUGUGCCGUUCCUGCGUUACGAGCCCACUCUAUUUGAUGCGAGCUUCCCGGGGAUCACAUCACUCAUCAUCAUUCACCGAGUGUCCUUGACCGCUUCCGCCACCAGACACCUAUUAGACAUAUACCGCCCUGCGCCUUCGUCUACCCGCCUGCCUGCCUGCCCACUCACCCACCUACCCACCUACCCUACCUAGCUACCUAAGGUACCGACCUAGCUACUGUACCUACCUUACCUACCUGCCUGGCUUAACCUACCUGCCUGCUUGUCCACCUGAGCAUUCUACUCCUGCGCCUGGCAUCCGCUUGGCACAACCGCCAUCUACGCCUAAGGCACUUGCAGUGCACCCUUCUUCGCCAUGUCUUCCUCUCCCGGCUACAGCACUACCUCUCCGGUCUCCAAGGCGUUCCCCUACAAGCAGCUCGCAGUAUUGGGAAUAUGUCGGAUAUGCGAGCCCAUUGCCUUCAUGUCCAUCUUCCCAUACAUCUAUUACAUGAUCGAAUCGUUCGACGUUACCGACGAUCACACUCGAACCGCUCUCUACGCUGGUCUCGUUACAUCCGUCUUCGCCGCUGCAGAAUGCGUGGGCGCCGGUUUCUGGGGGAGUCUGAGUGAUCGGCUCGGACGCAAGCCCAUCCUGCUGACUGGACUGGCUGGCACCGGUAUCAGCAUGCUGAUGUUCGGCUUUGCGCGCAAUCUCCCACUCGCAUUGUUCGCUCGCGCUGUGGGCGGCGCUCUGAAUGGAAACAUUGGGGUGUUGCAGACGACGGUCAACGAGGUUGUGAAAGUGGAAGCCCACCAAGCCCGUGCAUAUGCCAUCAUGCCCACUGUGUGGUGUCUGGGUGCCAUGGUAGGAGCUGCCCUAGGAGGUUCCUUGGCCGAUCCGGUGAAGAAUUAUCCUGGUGCCUUCCAUGAAGGUUCCAUCUUCGCCGCGUUCCCGUAUCUCCUCACGAAUCUGGUGUGUACUGGAGUCGUGGUGUUCAGCAUGGUGGUUGGAGUGUUGUUUCUGCAAGAGACGCAUGAAGAUCACAAGCAUCGCAGAGAUUGUGGGAUCGAGAUCGGCAACUGGAUCAUUGCAAAGGUGCAGCGCAAGCCAGUUGCAUGGCUCUCGACCUGCAAGAACGACAUGUCCGAAGAGACGAUGGUGUUGGUCGAUGACCUGCCCCCGGAUUACAGCAGCGCCGCCUCGUCUCCCGAACUCGCCCCGACCAACCUGGCAGGGCUUCCGCCCCCAGCAUAUCGCUCUAUCGAUGGAUCGCCUCGCACUUCUCUCAACGACGACGACGAACUGAAUGCGCAACGAGAUGUCGAAGAGGCCCUUCGCGAGGAACAGCAAAAGACGAAAUUCGCCAUUUCCAACGCGUUCACGAAACAAGUAAUGUUGAAUAUUGCCGGAUAUGGCAUUCUGGCAUAUCACACCAUUUCCGCAGAGCAACUCCUUCCGGUCCUGCUCAGUAUGCCCAAAUCCGAUACCCCGCCUCAACUGCCAUUCAAGUUCACGGGAGGUUUCGAGCUCUCCACCAAGACAAUCGGAGGGAUUUUGUCCAUACAAGGCAUCAUACAGAUGCUUGCCACGAUCCUGGUCUUUCCCAUUGUCAAUCGCAAACUGGGCAGCCUCUGGACCUACCGCAGUGUGGUUUUCACCUAUCCUUUUCUCUACCUGCUGGUGCCGUACAUUUCGCUGGUUCCCGACUCGCUCAAGCUACCAUGCAUAUACAUGGCCCUGGUCUGGAAAGUGACCGCACAGGCAUUCGCUUUCCCAUCCAGCAGCAUCAUGCUGGCCAACGCAGCGCCAUCUGCAAAAGUCCUUGGAUCAUUGAACGGUGCCGCUGCAUCAGCUGCUAGCGCGUGUCGAGCCUUUGGUCCCACCGUGUCUGGUCUUCUCCAGUCGGCUGGGCUCUCGAUAGGCACACUCGUUCUGCCCUGGUGGGUCAACGUUCUUGUCGCCACCAUGGGUGUCACCAUCAGCCUGUUCAUGGUUGAGGAGAGACGACGUACCUUUGAGUCGGAGAAGGUGGUCCUCGCACCGCCGCCCACCGCGUCAGACAUUGCUGGGUCCGCGGAAUACGGAUCCGGUAUGGCUGUUGCCGAGGACGAGGACCUGUUUGGUGCACCCAAUUCGCCCCUCCUGGAUCGAUUCUCCCUCGAUGUUCGACGAAAUCUUCACGGCCGCUCCCACAGCAGCACAUAGGCGCGCCAGCUCGAUUGAUUCGCGCUCGCACACACACUCUCUCACACACACACACACACACACACACACUCACUCACUCACUCACAUGCUUGACGCAAAUCUACUAUUUUUGUUAAUAAACGACUCUUUUGGAGGAUUUUUGAGCGACUUGAUAUUACCUACAUUGAGCAUCAACACAGGGGCAUGGGUGCCACCGACUUGGAAAAAGGGUUGGAUUGGAAAUGGGUGUUACUUUUGGAUGGAGAAUUGGAACUCUUUUUCUUUCUUUUUCGGAGGAUUGUAUUUCGGUAUUGGGCUUUUUGGUGAACCUUUCACUCUCGGCAUGGGACCAGGCGCUCUAUGAUACCCUUUGUAAGUAAAUAGCUCCAGAGAGCGGGCUCUUUCUUUUUCUCUGGCAUGAUACGGCACGAAAACAGCAUUGGAGGAGGAGGAGGGAGGAAGCACAGGAAAGUGGUUAAGAAGGAGGAGGAACAGGGAGGUGGCAUUUUCAAAAUUCCGAGUGAAAUGCUCAUGAGCAUAAUUUAAUCAUGCAAUACCCACCCACACAGAUGUAUUCUACUCGUUCCUUU
Molecule: messenger RNA, 3085 nt
Organism: Sphaerulina musiva SO2202
Lineage: Eukaryota; Fungi; Ascomycota; Dothideomycetes; Mycosphaerellales; Mycosphaerellaceae
Product: MFS multidrug transporter
Exons: 3
Coding region: 684-2516 (610 amino acids)
Biological process (GO): transmembrane transport
Molecular function (GO): transmembrane transporter activity
Source: RefSeq, a predicted model, not a curated record